Ipomoea nil (Japanese morning glory) is the source of this 1231-nucleotide messenger RNA. RefSeq lists its product as uncharacterized. NCBI's taxonomy places the organism in Eukaryota, Viridiplantae, Streptophyta, Magnoliopsida, Solanales, Convolvulaceae. The coding region runs from base 713 to 1231 and encodes 172 amino acids. The record is from RefSeq and is a predicted model, not a curated record. The transcript has 3 exons.
UAUUAGGUGGUUUGCUAUAGCCUCCUUUUUGCCAGGAAGAACAGACAAUGAUAUAAAGAACUUUUGGAAAUUGCAUUUACGGAAGCAGGGAAGUGUUCCCAACCAUCAAAACUAUUGAUUGUUUGAUGAAAUUUUACUAGUCACCACAGCUGUGUUUAAGAUUUUAGAUUUGGUUAAUAGUGUAGUUCUGAGUUAUGAUUAAAUUGAGCUGAAUUCAAGUUCUGUGGUUGGCUUUCAUAGUGCUUUUUGGUAGAGGGAUUCCCUGGCCAAGUCUCAAAUCUACUUUAGUUAAUGUACAGAGAAAAAUAUUGAGUUGCAAGUGAAAUUAUAAGACUUAGCUUGCCUUUAAUAUUGGAGAGAUUAGUUUAUUAGCAGUUGAACACUAACUAGGUUGCUAAAAUUGAUUUCAUUAGUAGGCAAAAUCACAUUUCUGUCUUUUCUUUUUCUUUGGUGGGUUCUUUCUACACUUAAUAUGUAAAUUAUGUUCCAUGUUCACUUUAGCACAUCUGAAUCAUCUUACUGUGGCUCAUCUGAAUGAUCUUACUGUGGCUCUAUUAGUAGUGUGAACGACUCUAAACAUUUUUGGUUAUGGUGACCUAUUUUUAGUUGGCAAGUGUUCUUUCUUCCUGAUCAUAUGAUAAUAAUUUUAACUUUAAUUUUUGUUUUUGAAUUGAUGUUUAAUUGUAUUAUGUAAAAUGGUAACUAAGCCAUCAUGAAGUCUGAUCCGGAAUACCUGAUUUGGAAUUACAAAGACCAAAAGUCUGAACUCUCUAUGAAGAUCAAGGAGUUGCAGAAAGCGGGCAAGGAAGUCAAAAAGCUUGAGUUGAACUCCUCAAGUAUGCCUAAGUCAUUAUGGCUACUUUACUGUUAUUACAAGCGUGCACUUGGGAAUGGAGAGAGUUUACAAAUAUUGCUAGAUAAUAAUGUCUUCGGGGAAGAAUGUACUCUCUUUGUGCACGACGAAGAUGUUACUCCUUUUUGUCAAUUGAUGCCAAUAUCGUACACGUGUAUUGCUGUCUACAUAUGGUAUUUGUAUAACAAGAUGAUGGAAGAGAACAAGCUUGAAAAAUUCAGAUUUAUGCAGCCAAGUGUUGUAGGGCAUCUGCCAACGAAAAGAACAGAUACAAAUUUUCUAGAAAAUCAAUUGGAAAAGAGGGCACGAGCUUUAGCAAACAGACUGCUGGACAUUCCAAGUGAUGCAACACUUUUGGUGCCAUGUAAUAUAGGGUAA